This is a messenger RNA of Thelazia callipaeda (thelaziosis nematode), 927 nucleotides long. NCBI's taxonomy places the organism in Eukaryota, Metazoa, Nematoda, Chromadorea, Rhabditida, Thelaziidae. The record is from the annotation of a GenBank genome assembly.
AUGGAAUCAGUGAUUAAGAGGGAGUUAGGUUUGACGGUUCUUGAGCCAUUCGAUUGUGGAGCUGGUGGUUGUAUAAGUAAAGGAAGGGGCUACCAUUGUGACAAGUAUGGCGAUUUGUUCAUCAAAUUUAAUGAUCGUGAAAAUGCUAAGUGUAUGUUCGAUGGGGAAUUCGCUAGCUUGGAAGCGAUUCAUAAUACGCAGACAAUACGUGUACCGAAGCCAAUUAAGAGUAUAUCCGUUGGAGAUCAGCACUGUUUGGUAACAGAGUAUAUUGACUUAUAUGGUGGUCCAAAAUGCUCACAAUUUGGUACAGACUUGGCACGAUUGCAUACACACAAUGCUAAUUUGAUGAAGAAAAAGGAGCAUGCAAGUUCUUUUGUUGGGGAACAAGAAAAGAUUGUUGAACCAAUUACGCAGUUUGGAUUUCACGUUACUACUUGUUGCGGUUAUAUACCGCAAAUGAAUGAUUGGAUGAACAACUGGGUGGAGUUUUUUGCAAGAAAUCGACUCAAAUGUCAAGUUGAUAUGCUAGUAGAAAAAUAUAACGAUAGGGACUUGUUAUCAUUAUGGCCUCAGUUGGAACGGAAAAUUCCAGCUUAUUUCAAAGAUGUUGAAAUAAUUACUCCAGCUCUUGUGCAUGGAGACUUGUGGUCUGGAAAUUAUUCCUAUUCUGUAAGUGAGCCAGUAAUUUUCGAUCCAGCUUCAUUUUAUGCUCAUAGUGAAUAUGAAUUGGGUAUUAUGCAAAUGUUUGGGGGAUUUAGCAGUGAUGUUUAUCAUGCUUAUCGCAAAAUUAUUCCUGAAUUAAAAGGCACUCGGAAACGUGUUCUGCUUUAUGAAUUAUUCCAUCAUCUGAAUCACUGGUUAGUCUUGUACUUUUUUUCAAAGCAGUCGUGUAGUGAUUAUGCCACUGUUUGCAAUAUUUGUUAA